This is a messenger RNA of Histoplasma mississippiense, 1179 nucleotides long. RefSeq lists its product as hypothetical. The record is from RefSeq and is a predicted model, not a curated record. The transcript has 2 exons. The coding region runs from base 1 to 1179 and encodes 392 amino acids. Gene Ontology annotation, molecular function: zinc ion binding; L-iditol 2-dehydrogenase (NAD+) activity. Gene Ontology annotation, biological process: D-sorbitol catabolic process. Lineage: Eukaryota; Fungi; Ascomycota; Eurotiomycetes; Onygenales; Ajellomycetaceae.
AUGUCCAGCCCCAAUCCUCAACACUUCCGCGCCCUUGUGCUUCAUGGAGCUAAAGACCUCCGAUUAUCCGGCGAACUGCAAAUCGCCAUCCGUGUUACCGGCCUCUGUGGCUCGGACCUGCAUUACUAUCAGCAUGGGCGGAAUGGAGACUUUAUCAUGAGAGCCCCGCUUUGUUUAGGCCACGAAUCAGCGGGCACCAUUACCGCCGUCGGAACCGACGUGGAGGACUUCCAGGUCGGUGACCGCGUGGCUCUCGAGGUCGGUUUUCCAUGUACAAGCUGCGGUCUCUGCAUAGAAGGCCGUUACAAUAUCUGCCGCAGCCUGCGCUUCAGGAGCUCCGCAAAGACCUUCCCGCACCUGGACGGCACGCUGAUGGAACUGACAAACCACCCCUUCGAUAAAUGCCAUAAGCUUCCCGCUCACAUCAGCGACGUGCAGAGCGCGCUGAUUGAGCCGCUGGCGGUAUGUAUGCAUGCGAUACGCCGUUCGAACCCCCCCGAUGCGGAGUCUGUGGCCCGGGCGCUGUCCGCAACUCGAGUCCCCGAAGAAACGGCCGCACUGAUCUUUGGCGCAGGGGCCAUCGGCAUGCUCCUCACCGCUGCACUGGCUGCGACGCAGCAUUUCUCCACCCUCGUUGUCGCCGAUAUCGACGAAGCAAGACUGAGGAUCGCUGCGUCCCUCCCCUUCCCUCUGGAGAAGAUCCGCACAUAUCUACUCCCCAAACCAGCCUCGGAGGCCACCCCACAAGCAGAAGCAGAAGCGGACCUGGCUCAGCAGAUCCUAUCCGCGUUCUGCCUCCCCAAUGGUUUCAGUCGUACAUAUGACUGCACGGGCGUUGCUAGCUGCAUACGCAUGGGGAUCUAUGCUACUGGCCCGGGCGGAGCGGUCGUGCAGAUUGGAAUGGGCGGCGCGGCGCAGCCUAACAUACCCCUGUCGGCAGCAGCGCUGCGCGAAGUCGAUCUCAUUGGUGUAUUUCGGUAUGCUACUCGGGGGUAUCCGGAUGCAGUGGCCUUGAUGGGCAGCGAGAAAUUCCAGGGAGUGGCGGAGAAGGUAGCAACGCAUUUCGUGCGGUUCGAAGAAGGGGAUAGGGCAUUUGAGUUAGCAGCAAAGGGGGUGGAUGAGCAGGGGAAGCCAGUUGUUAAAGUUAUAGUUGUUUCCGGAACUAGGUUUGAGAGAUAG